UCAGGUCCAGGUCUGACAUCAGGGAUGUGUGCCUGGCGUCCUCAAACAUUUACUGUUGACUGCACCUGCACAAGAAAAGUUCCACAGUUUGUUGCCAUAAUGACACCAGAUGGCUUGACUGAGACAAUAGAGGUUGAAGACAAUGGCGAUUUGACAUACACUGUGAACUACACUCCUUCAAUGGAAGGGCUUCAUUCUUUGAUGAUCAAAUAUGCUGAAGAUGAUUCCUUUUGCAGUCCUUUCCAUUUUCACGUGUUGCCUGUGCCUAAUUCUGAUGAUAAACACUGUGGAGGUAAAGGCUCAAGGAAUGGUACUCCAGUUUUUGGAUUGGGCUUAGAGGCGCAAGUGUGUGUAAACACUCCUCAGACCUUCACAAUCAAUGGCAGUAGCACUGGAGAGCCGCCAGAGACUGUAGCUGUUGUUACACCUGAUGGUGAGAACGUAAUGGAGAGGAUGUAUUAUGUGGUGUUUACAACAGAAUUUGACUCAUUAUUUCCCUUUGCAGGAAAAAUUAAGCUAUUAAAUGCAAAAGACAAUGGAGAUGGAACGUACUUGGUGUCGUACUCCUCUUCUGCUGAAGGAUCUCACUCAAUUAUGGUCAAAUAUACCAGUGAUGAUUCCUUUAGAAGGUUUCAUGCAAUACCUUCUCACUCUGGUAGCAGUGAGGAACUUUCGAGUCAGGAGGGAAGUGUCCACGCUAAGGCUCCUCAGAUAUUUGCUAAUGGCUGCAGUGUGGCACAAGAGACUGUCACCACGGUGAAAGCUAACGCUCCGAACCGUUCAAUCAGACUUGCAGGUGUGAUGGACAACGAGGACAGAACUUGUGCACCAAAUAUGGAGGGCUGUAAUUCCGUAAUGGAUAAGUACAGCAGUGAAGAGACUUUAAGAAGCCUCUCUGAGUUCCCGGAAGACUUGACAGAUGAACAUACAGAACCAAAGAUUUGUGCUCCAAUUCCUCAGUCGUUCAAAAUCAACUGCAGUAAAUCUGGGAAGCCCCCUGAGUGUGCGCUGAUGAUCACCCCCAACGGAAAGACUGAACUGACAGAGGUUAAAGAAAACGCAGAUGGGACUUACUCUGUUAAAUAUUCUCCAACCAUAGAAGGUCUUCAUUCCUUGAUGGUCAAAUAUGCUGAUGAUGAGUCAUAUUGCAAUCCUCUGAGAUUCCAUGUACUGCCUCACUCUGCUAUGAAGGAUCAACAUGUAACUAAUACAACUGAAGUUUGUGGUGGACAAUUAAAGGAAGAUGUCUGUGCUCAAAUUCCUCAGACUUUCACAACUUGCUGCAACACUAGUGAGGCCCCGGAGAUUGACCUUAUGAAAGCCGAUGGCAGUACAAAACUUGUUGAAGUGUUAAGUAAUGAGAACAAGAUCAGUGCUGCAAAACACACGCCCUCCACUGAAGGCUCUCACUCCUCAGCUGUCAGAAAUCCCAGUGAGGAGGAUUUUCAAAG
Messenger RNA from Sinocyclocheilus anshuiensis, 1451 nucleotides. Its product is annotated as filamin-C-like. Gene Ontology annotation, molecular function: actin filament binding. The record is from RefSeq and is a predicted model, not a curated record. NCBI's taxonomy places the organism in Eukaryota, Metazoa, Chordata, Actinopteri, Cypriniformes, Cyprinidae. Gene Ontology annotation, biological process: actin cytoskeleton organization. The transcript has 9 exons. The annotation marks the transcript as partial.